Molecule: messenger RNA, 912 nt
Organism: Colossoma macropomum (tambaqui)
Lineage: Eukaryota; Metazoa; Chordata; Actinopteri; Characiformes; Serrasalmidae
Product: C-type lectin domain family 4 member M-like
Exons: 5
Coding region: 1-912 (303 amino acids)
Source: RefSeq, a predicted model, not a curated record
AUGGAAGAUGGAGUCUAUGAUGAUGUGGGCAGCUUUGAGCUGAGUGAGGUGGACAGAGGAGAGAGAGUGGAGAUGAUGGUGGAUAUUUAUGUGAGCGCAGACGCUGUUAGAGCUCAGGAGACCAACACACAGAGGGAAACAAAGGCACAGCAGACCAGUGUUAGAACAGAAAUCAGAUGUUCCAGACUGGCUGUGGUGUGUGUGGGGCUGCUGUGUGUUCUCCUGCUGACCACCAACAUAGUGCUGAACAUGUACUAUACUAAAGUGAAAGAAAGCAUCUAUUCCCUGAGAGUAAAGUUCACUGCAGAGAGAGAGACCCUCUUAUCCAGUAUCAGAAACCUGACUGAAGAAAGAGACCAGCUAAAGAGCAGCUACCAGAAUCUGACUGAGGAGAAAGAGCAGAUAAAAAAUGAGUUUGAAAAGUUAACUGAAGAAAUAAUCAUCUUACAAACCAAACACGAGCAAAUACUUUUAAAAUGUAUUUGUGCUCAUCACUCUGUGGAAGAGAAAAGCUGUUUUAAGGACUGGAAGAAGCACAAAAGCAGCUUUUACUUUUUCUCUACUGAGCAGAAGAGCUGGAGUGCAGCCAGGCAGGACUGCAGAGAGAGAGGAGCAGAUCUGGUGAUCAUAAACAAUAGAGAGGAACAGAUGUUCCUCAUUGACCAAAAGAAAGGGAGGAAUUUCUGGAUUGGUCUGACCGAUGAAGACAAAGAAAACAUGUGGAAGUGGGUGGACGGCCAACCGCUGACUGACAAAUUCUGGAAGAAACAUGAACCCAACGAUGCUAAUGACGUGGAGGACUGCGCUGUGUUCACCACUACAGCUGAAUACGGCUGGCGAACAUGGAACGAUAUGUCCUGCUCUGUGAGCGAAAACUGGGUUUGUGAAUUCAAUACAACAAAAUGUCACUGA